Ictidomys tridecemlineatus (thirteen-lined ground squirrel) is the source of this 838-nucleotide messenger RNA. The record is from RefSeq and is a predicted model, not a curated record. NCBI's taxonomy places the organism in Eukaryota, Metazoa, Chordata, Mammalia, Rodentia, Sciuridae.
CUAGGGAGGAGAAUCGUAGGAGACUCUGGGCCUUUGUUGGUGCCUCCUGCUCAGCUGGGAUUCUGCAAGCACAAAUCCUGGCUGUUCCCGGAGCCACCGGUCCCUGGUUCCCACUGGCCCAGCUGUCACCUUGUUCUUGCAUCCUGAGCCUGGCCUGCGCUCAGGCCUACUGGACAGAGGGACGUGGGGCCUGGUGGACAGAGUGACACAUGCGGUCCUUGCUUCUGCAGACAUGGCCGUGCAGAAUUUCGUAGGAGACGCCUGUCGUGGAGCUACCUGGGUCGCGCUUCACAACGGAGGGGGCGUGGGCUGGGGAGAGGUGAUCAACGGGGGCUUUGGCCUUGUGCUGGAUGGGACCCCAGAGGCCGAGCAGAAAGCAAGAGCGAUGCUCAGCUGGGACGUCUCCAACGGCGUGAGUACCCCCUGGACCCCCGGCUCCUCUUCUGCCCCAUCCGAGGUCUCGCCUCCCGAGCAGAUUCAGACUGCACAUCGGGGCCAGAGUUCUCCAGCACCCAGGGGCUCCUCCCGCCCUCCCCGGCCACUCCAGACCUUUUCUAGAACCUUCUUUGCAGUCUCUGACCCGGAUCUCACCCGUUCCGUGCAGCCUGUCUCUGAGGUGGCCCCAGCAAUCCCAGCCCUUCCUCCGGGCAGAGCCACCCCCAGCGCUGAAAGGUCUCACUUGGGGAUGGGGCGGGACCUCGCUCAACCAUGUGGCUGCGUUUUUCUUUUGGUCCCAGGGAUGGAGCCCAGGGGGCUGGUGUCACCCUCUAGUGUCCUGGACUGGGGGACCAUGACCACUUCAUCACACAGACGAACCCGUCCAGGCCCAGAGAGGUGA